CUGGUGUUGUGGGACGCGCACGGCGCACUUUUGCCAUUACUCGCAAUUGCGCGCACUUAAAUAUACAGAUAGCCGUGUGGCUGCAGCGAGACUACUGUCACUGCGCGAGCACUAGCCUCAGGAGAGCUCGACUGAUGGGGGGUAUAGGUGCAGUGCUGCAUAUUGCGGUCGGGGGGAGACACACAUCGCGCGCAGCCCCUUAUACGCUUUUUCGACGCCUUUGGCGAUGAUGAUGAUGAUGAUAACGAGAUUGGAUGAGAUGAGGAGUUGUUGUAAGAUUUUGACGAAAUGGACCGAGAGGUGAUGCAGCAGUUGCUUGGGUGGAUUUGAUAUUUUGAAUUAGAGCUUGCGAGCAUGUUCUUCUUAUGAUUUUCGAAUUUAUAUAUACUCUACAUACGAAGAUCUUGUUGUGUUUCACUGUGAAUUAGUAUAGACGCAUUGAUUUUCGUUUUACUGUAGAACAGGAAGUAUAUAGGUGUGUAAUUGGAGUAUGUAUGGACAGGUAACACGCCCUUGUUGCGCGGCAUACUAUGGAAAGAAUAUGUCAAUGCAGGCGCGCUACUUGUUCUUUCAAUGGGUCACGCGCGCGUGUAUUUGUUAACGGCUAUAUAUAAAGAGCUUUUAACGAGACCCCCUUUUUCGCCUACCCAACUUUGACCAAUUCAAUAUCCGAUUCAUGCGGACGAAGUUAUUUUUAAUUCAAGCUUAUGAUUUUCGACGCUGCGAAGAAAUUCAUUACUUUAUAUUACUGAACUUCAUGUUAACAAUUAAGUCUACAGUUGUUCAUUUGUCAAUGUGACAAGCGAAAAGCUUUCAUCGCCUGCAAAGAUUUUUCAAUUGUUAUAUUCAAAUAAUACUAACAUCAUCAAUUUGCAAUUAAUAAAAUAAUAGUUAUGUUUAUAAACCGUUACUCCCACAGUUCUACUGUCUGUGUCCCACCAAAAUUCGUAAUUCUCACAAAUUACAGUAAUUCACCUGUAGACGGCGCCACAAUGCAAGGACUAUCUAAGCCUCAGUGUGUGGUUUAUGCUGUAAAGUACAAACACGGUAUUAUUUAGAGUAGCUAUUUAGCGUUUUCCGCAGCUUUUGCGGUCGGCUUACGUUAUUUUCUUGAGUGAUAUUUACAAAAUUCAUAAAACACAAUGCCGUACGCUAAUCAACCGACGGUGCACAUUUCCGAAUUGACGGAGGAGAAUAUAAAGUUUCAGGUGGAAGAUACCGAACUCAGUGUAGCAAACAGCAUGAGACGAGUGUUUAUAGCGGAAACCCCUACAAUGGCAAUUGAUUGGGUACAGAUAGAAGCUAACUCAACAGUACUUAGUGAUGAAUUUUUAGCUCACAGAAUUGGCAUGAUCCCUUUGAUAAGUGACGAAGUUGUGGACAGAAUCCAGUAUACAAGGGAUUGCCAAUGUAUGGACUUUUGCCCGGAGUGCUGUGUUGAAUUUACUUUGGAUGUCAAAUGUUCAGAUGAAACAACAAGGCACGUCACUACAGCUGAUCUGAAAUCUAGCGAGCAGAGAGUAGUACCAGUAACAUCUAAGCACCGUGACGAUGAUGCAAAUGAAUAUGGAGAGACAGAUGAAAUCUUGAUUGUAAAAUUACGUAAAGGACAAGAAUUAAAACUAAGAGCAUACGCAAAGAAAGGUUUUGGCAAAGAACAUGCAAAAUGGAAUCCAACAGCAGGAGUCAGCUUUGAAUAUGAUCCAGACAAUUCCAUGAGACAUACAUUGUUCCCAAAGCCUGAUGAAUGGCCGAAAUCGGAAUAUAGUGAAUUAGAGGAUGGCCAAGAUGAAGCACCAUUCAACUGGGAAGCCAAACCAAACAAAUAUUUCUUCAAUGUAGAAAGCAGUGGUGCCUUGAAGCCAGAAAAUAUUGUUAUGAUGGGAAUUGCAGCAUUAAAAAACAAAUUGUCCAAUUUGCAAACCCAACUGAGUCAUGAAGUGCAAAAUGAUGCUCUCAGUAUUCAUCAUUAGUUGACAUUUAUUAAUUUUAUAAAUAAUUAAUAUGAUAUUUUGUAUAAAUAAAUUCAUUCCAUAUAUAUAUAU
This is a messenger RNA of Nasonia vitripennis (jewel wasp), 2045 nucleotides long. It is a transcript of the gene RpII33, whose product is annotated as DNA-directed RNA polymerase II subunit RPB3. The transcript is spliced from 5 exons. Gene Ontology annotation, biological process: DNA-templated transcription. Gene Ontology annotation, molecular function: DNA binding; DNA-directed RNA polymerase activity; protein dimerization activity. NCBI's taxonomy places the organism in Eukaryota, Metazoa, Arthropoda, Insecta, Hymenoptera, Pteromalidae. The record is from RefSeq and is a predicted model, not a curated record. Bases 1143 to 1973 code for a protein of 276 amino acids. Gene Ontology annotation, cellular component: RNA polymerase II, core complex.